Saccostrea cuccullata (small rock oyster) is the source of this 6173-nucleotide messenger RNA. RefSeq names its product C-Jun-amino-terminal kinase-interacting protein 4-like. The transcript has 36 exons. The record is from RefSeq and is a predicted model, not a curated record. Lineage: Eukaryota; Metazoa; Mollusca; Bivalvia; Ostreida; Ostreidae. Gene Ontology annotation, molecular function: kinesin binding; MAP kinase scaffold activity; signaling receptor complex adaptor activity. Gene Ontology annotation, biological process: vesicle-mediated transport. Gene Ontology annotation, cellular component: cytoplasm. The coding region runs from base 146 to 4810 and encodes 1554 amino acids.
CGUCACUUCUGCUAAAAUGGAUGACAGCAUCAUUUUCACAGACGGAUAAUAAUUAGGCAUAUAUAUGUCUUAGAAGCUGAUGGGUGCGUGAGCGCAUCCGUAUUUAGAUUUUAUUUCGUUACAUGAACAGAAGAUCCUUUUAAAAAUGGCAGCAAUCACAGAAACUGUGUAUGGAACGUCUGAGGAAGGACAUGUCAUGUCCGAAAAGGUUUCCUCGUUAGCCACAAAUAUUUACAAAGAAUUUGAGAGAAUGAUUAAAAAAUACGAUGAAGAUGUGGUGAAAGAACUAAUGCCACUUAUUGUUGGGCUACUUGAGGGACUUGAUCAGUCUCUUGCAGACAAGCAAGAAGCAGAUGUUGAGUUAGAACUACUGAGAGAUGAUAAUGAGCAGCUCCUUACACAGUAUGAAAGGGAAAAGCAACUUAGAAAGGCUGCAGAACAAAAAUACUUGGAGAUGGAGGAUGCUGUUGAAGGAGAAAAGAAAUCCAUGCAAGAUAAACUAGAAAGCCAAGAGUCCGUCAUAAGGAUGCUUGAAUUAAAAGUAAAAAAUUCUGCAGAUCAUGUGUCUAGGAUGGAAGAAAAAGAAGUAGAAUUGAAGAAAGAAUACACAAAGCUACAUGAAAGAUACACAGAGCUAUUUAGAUCACAUAUGGACUACAUGGAAAGAGCCAAGAUUGUCAUGGGCUCAGACAGAAUGGAAGUAUCCAACAGUCCUCGUUCUAACCUGAGAACAGUAGGCGUUCAGACUCGGAUGUUACUGCUGAGGACUGAUAGUGAGAAGAGUGACCUGGAUUCUCUCCCUUAUCGCCAAACAGAGCCAGUGUUAGGAGGAGGAUUUCAGCUACCCAGUCUGCGUCCAGUCAGUAUUGCCUAUGGUCAAAACAUCUCGGCUCGGCCAGGAAGUACACCUCCAAGCUUUAGCAGUUUCGAUGACAUGAUGUCACCGCAAAGUGUGGCAGACUCCAAUGUUAGUCUACAAAGUGAGCUUGGAGAACUGGAAUCUCCCCGCGGUGCCAAAGACAAGCAGAAGGAGACAAAGAUGUGUGACCAGGGUCAAGUGACGGACAGUAUUAAUGUCAGAGAAUUUGCCACCGCUACAAAACCUAAGAAUAAUACUGAAGAAAGUAGCAGUGCGACACAACCAAAAGAUUCUCAGGAAGUGAAAGUAGAAAAAGACAAUCAGGGUUCUAAUGAAAUAAAUACUCAAGUAUCUGAAAGUGAAACUAAAACUAUAGUGUCUCCUGAAGUCAGUGAUAGUGCAGCUAGUCAAAAUUCUCAACAAGUCACUCAGUCCAGCGAGAGGACUGAAGUUACAAUAGAGAGUGAUAGUAAAUCAGUCACUGUAGAAAAGUCAGAUAAUAAAGUCUCAGACAAUCAGACUGUUACUAGUUCCCCUGAAGUUAUAAAACCUACCUCUGAGUUAAAGGCAUCCACCCCCCACCCCGAGGACAGUAAUAGUGGUAGGGAAAGACAUGAUAGUAGAUUAAGUAUAGAGGAGGAGGAGGCAGAGUUUGAGGAAGACAAAAUUAUGGAUUUCAGUCAUAGCAUUUAUACGCCAGGUUUGGAUCACACUUUGGCUAAAAUUAUAGCUACAACACCAGAGCUUCAAGAAAUGGAGGAAUCUGUGUCAAGUGUUUGGUCAACAAAAUCCAGAGGAGGACCGAGAAAUAAUGAAUCCAUAUUUGAGGAGCUGCAUUCUCAGGAUACAGAGAUCAUUGGGGAUAACUUUGGCAUCACAGGACGGGAGGUAAACCCUGGAGACUAUGCCUCAUCAGACUCUGAAAAUGAGGAUGAAAGUGAAAGACGUUCUACUGUGAGUGAUAACUUCUUUGGAAUGGGAAAAGAACUAGAGAACUUAAUUCUAGAAAACACAGAAUUACUAGAGACAAAGAAUGCUUUAAACAUUGUCAAGGAUGACUUGAUUGCCAAAGUGGAUGAUCUCUCUGGUGAGGUAGAAAUUCUUAAGGAAGAAAUAAAUAACCUACAAGGUGUAAAAACAAAGUUAAAUACAAGGAUAAAAGAAUUAGAAGAUGAACUCAAGAAAACCAAGGAAGAACUGGAGAAGAAAAACAAUGCAGCCAAGGAAGGAGAAGAGGAGGAUGAUGUACCGAUGGCCCAGAGGAAGAGAUUUACCCGAGUGGAGAUGGCCCGAGUCCUGAUGGAGAGGAAUCAGUAUAAGGAGAGACUGAUGGAGCUACAGGAGGCGGUCCGGUGGACGGAGAUGAUCCGGGCCUCCAGGGAACAUCCGGAGGCCUCCAGUAGUCCACAGAAACAGAAAAAAGGAUCCGUCUGGAACUUCUUCAGCAACCUAUUCAGCAGUAGUUCACCCAGUAAACCAAGCAAGAAGCCCAGCAAUGUACCGAUAGCCACCAUCAAGUACAACGCCCCCACCACCCAAGUCCAACCCGUGGGGGACCCCAACAGGAGGUCACGAGAACUGUAUAAAAUGGGGGACAAGGCUAAAGCCUACGACUUCCUACAGGAUGAUCUGACACGAAUCAGUUCAUCCAAUGUUCAAAAAUUAUUAGAAGAAUUACAAGACAAGAAAAAAUCUGCAAGUUUUGUACAUGUUGAGGCAACAGAUGCAGGAGCCAGUAAAAUAGAAUCACUACUAGAGGACCCUGUCAUAACCUCUCAGCCCAAAAUGUCAGAAAAGGCCAAAAAAGAGAGAGAAAAGGAGCGACAAGAACAAUACAAACAAGUGCGAGCUCACGUUAAGAAGGAUGAUGGACGUCUUCAGGCCUAUGGCUGGAGCCUUCCUGCCAAAUUCCAGCCCUCGGUCAGGGAGACUCCAGCCAAGCGUGAAGUGCCUGUACCAGUACCUGUCUACUGUAGACCCAUACUGGAAAAGGAGCCGGGACUGAAGAUCUGGUGUGCCGCUGGUGUAAAUUUAACAGGAGGUAAAACCAGAGAUGGGGGAUCUGUUGUAGGGGCCAGUGUUUUCUAUUCCAGUCCCCCCGAGUCUGAGACUGACCCCAGGAAAGGGGUCAAGGACGAAGUGGACAGACUCAACCAAGAACUCAAGGACCAUGAAAAAGGUCUGAAGGAUGCAGAGAAGGAGCAGAUGUCUUCAUUGGUAUGGAUUUGUCACAGUACUGGUUCCCACACCAAGGUGUCAGUGAUAGAUGCUAACAGUCCUGGUGAUAUCCUGGAAACCUUCAAAGUCUCUUCCUCUCCUGUACUCUGUAUAGCAAGCGUGGCAGGAGCCCUGGAGUCUGACUACCCUGUUGAUGAGGAGAUUCUUAAGGCAGAGUCUUACCCCCAGUACAAACCUCCCCCACCCUCCAGUGACAACUCCCAAACAGAGAACAGUGGUAUGGGAGGUAUAAUGUUUGUACAGUGUGCCACAGGAAACAACAGUCAACCAUCCUCCCCUCAGGUGUCUCCUGUAGGAUCCUACAAAUCUAAAGAAGUCACUCCUGAGCAUAAGAGUAACCUGAAUGCUGUAGCCCAAGCAUUGACCUCUAAUGAAGAGAAAGUAGACACAGAGGUGGAACACAAGGAUAAGUUUGAUACGGAAAGUAUCAUGUCCGAUCGUAGUUACGAAGUACAAUUUGGUGGGGAUGAUGCCCAGCCUUCUGUGUUUAAAGCCAAAGGUUCCCCGGCUGUCUCCGGCACCAACACCCCUGUAUCCCGCUCCUCCCUGGCCUCCCUGGACCACCACCGACACUCGGAGUUAAUCAGGGACGGACUCAGUCCGAUGUCAGUGGACAGCGACGUCCAGUUUGAGGAGACUGAGAAAAUGACCAGUGUUUUACCCACUAUCUGGCUGGGGACACAAACAGGAGGUCUGUACGUACAUUCCUCAGUGGCACAGUGGAGAAGAUGCUUAUACUCUGUCAAACUAAGAGAUUCAGUUCUCAAUAUUGUACAUGUGAAAGGGAGAGUACUAGUAGCUCUGGCAGAUGGAACAAUCUCCAUAUUCCAUCGAGACACAGAUGGUCAGUGGGACUUGCAGAAUUAUCAUCUCUUGGACCUGGGAAAACCACAUCACUCUAUCCGCUGUAUGACUGUGAUAGCAAAUAAACAUGUUUGGUGUGGGUAUAGGAAUAAAAUCCAUGUCAUUGAGCCAAAGAACAUGACCAUAGAGAAAACCUUUGAUGCCCACCCUCGUAAGGAGAGCCAGGUCAGACAGUUGGCAUGGGUGGGAGACGGUGUCUGGGUCUCAAUACGUCUAGACAGUACACUCCGUCUUUACCAUGCCUACACACACCAGCACCUACAGGACGUAGACAUUGAGCCAUAUGUCAGUAAAAUGUUAGGAACUGGUAAACUUGGAUUUUCCUUUGUACGUAUCACUGCCAUGUUGAUCUCCUGUAACAGGCUCUGGAUAGGCACUGGAAAUGGAGUCAUUAUUUCUGUGCCUCUGUCGGAGAGUAAUAAGCAGACCGUGUCCAGUGGACCAAGUGGGGGCCGACCGGGAGGAAUUGUAAGGGUGUACAGUGACACACAGACAGACAGUGUCACACCGGGAACUUUUAUCCCCUACUGUUCUAUGGCACAGGCUCAGCUUUCAUUCCAUGGCCACAGGGAUGCUGUCAAGUUCUUUGUAUCUGUUCCAGGGUCUCCUAGGAAAGGACUAAGUGCAGCUACAGUGAGUGAGGAGGGAGAUGACAACAAAUCUCGACACGAGGCUGUUCCUACGGAGGACAGCAGCUCUCGGCUGAUCCUGUCAGGAGGAGAGGGAUACGUAGACUUCAGAAUAGGUGAUGGGGAUGAUGAUAAUCCAGAGGAGGAGGAGAAGAAGUUGUCCCUCAGCAAGGGGGACAAGAGCCAUCUGAUCGUGUGGGAGGUGGCCCAAACCAAGUAACCACCACAGGGAACCAUACAGGAUGGAGGAGGUGUCAGAUAAAGGAACCACUGUAGGGAACCCUGGGGGAGAUACCAGACACUUGUCUAUAUAUUACAUAUGCACUCUGUAUGCAUACAUUACCACUUUGUGUAUCAGGCUUCAGCUCAUAUGCUUGUACAAAGGGGGAAUAAUUUUCUCCUGCAGAUGACCUUUAUAUUAUCAAAAUAUGUAAUAUUAUCUUCCUGAUAAGGUCAUAUGAAACUAUGUAUAAAUGUGCAUCAAAAGCAAUGAUCUCUGUUGUACUCAAUAGUUUUGUUUCACAUGGUGGCAUUGUUUAAUGGAGAAACAAAUGUAAUUUUGUUCUUGAAUUAUUUAUCCAUCUAACACUACAGUGAGAGGAACUAAAGGAAAGAUGUGUUAGUGUAUAUAAAUAUUUAUCCUCCUAACAGUGGGAGGAUUUCGAGGGAGGAUGUGUUAGUAUAUAUGGCAUUUCUGUUUAUUUCAUAUUUAGUUCAAUCCUUAUCUUCAUUAUGUGCAAUAUCUAUCCUGUUGAUAUUUCAAAUUUUAUUCAUAGCUAGUUUUUAGUGUUACAUGUUUAUUUAUUAUUUGGUUCUACAGAAAACAUAGCCAGAAUAAAAAUAGAAGUUUUCAAAAUGGGGAAGAUGUUUGUAUAAGCCUUUAUUUUAACAUCAACAAUGUUUUAAGGACCUCAGACACAUUCAGUUUAAUGUAAGCUUGAUGUAUUGUUUUCCAAUUAAAUCAUUUUUUAUUUGUUAUUCAGUGUACAUUUUACACAAUGACAGAACAAGUAUGUUUUUAUGAAACCAAGGAAGUGUUUAAAGUUUAGUUGACACAGAUGUAAUAUCCAAAUAUUAAUGUAUAGGUUUUAUCUCCCUUAUUUUUUCAAGUACAAGUACCUCUGAAGUAUUUUAUUUUUUAAGUCGAAGAUCCCCUUCUUACAAAUGUAUAAAGCAACCAGAAAAAAAUGAGAACAACAUAUAAAAAUAUUUGGUAGAAAAUCUAACAAUGUCAGUUUUUUUUUCUUCAGGAUUUAAGGUCAGAUAACUCUGUCAAAGAAGUCUGUAUUAUUUCUAAAUGUGUAUGUCUCUUUAUUUUGGGCAGUUUCUUUUUUUUUCUUAAUUUAGACUUGAAAACUGAUAAAACCAAAUUUUGGUAUGAUCAUGUUGCUCUUAUUGUUGAAGUUUCUUUUAGAAAUGUUAAGCCUAAAUUAAGUGAAUUGAGCUACAGUAAAUAAUGUGUAUUUCUCCUGUAAAGAAGCGAUAUUAUUGAGGAGAAGGACUAUUAUUGUGUGUAUGUUGUCCAUGCAUGUUAAAGAUACUGAGCUUGAUUUAUGAUAAUCAUGAAUAAAGCUGCAAUUUCA